Kalmanozyma brasiliensis GHG001 is the source of this 2271-nucleotide messenger RNA. RefSeq names its product EF-hand domain protein. The record is from RefSeq and is a predicted model, not a curated record. The transcript has a single exon. Bases 1 to 2271 code for a protein of 756 amino acids. Lineage: Eukaryota; Fungi; Basidiomycota; Ustilaginomycetes; Ustilaginales. Gene Ontology annotation, molecular function: GTP binding; calcium ion binding; GTPase activity. Gene Ontology annotation, biological process: small GTPase-mediated signal transduction.
AUGAUGCGCAAAGACGUUCGCAUUGUCCUGGCCGGCGACCCCGACGUUGGCAAGUCGACCCUUAUCACUUCACUCGUCAAGGAAGCCUACGUCGCAAAGGUGCAAAAGGUGGUGCCGCCCAUCACAUUACCGCCUGAGGUCGCACCAGAAGCUGUCGUCACCAAGAUUGUCGACACGAGCUCGAGUCCAGAGCACCGCGCCAAUCUCGAAGCCGAACUUCGUCGAGCCAACGUCAUCUGCAUCGUCUACUCCAUCUCAGCACCCUCCUCGUUCGAUCGUAUACCCACCUACUGGCUCCCCUACAUCCGCUCAUUAGGCGUCAAUGUCCCCGUCAUCCUCGUCGGCAACAAGAUUGACCUGCGUUCGGGCGACGUCACCAAUGCUGCGCUUGAAGAUGAGCUGGCUCCCGUCAUGGCCGAGUUCAAGGAGGUCGAGACGUGCGUAGAAUGCUCCGCUCGCAUCCCGCUCAACGUCAGCGAAGUGUUCUACUUUGCUCAGAAGGCCGUUCUGUACCCAACCGCACCCCUCUACGACAGUCGCGAACACGUCCUCAAACCUGCUUGCGUCGACGCGUUGAAGCGUAUCUUUCGUCUCUGCGACUCGGAUAAGGACGGCUUGCUUAGUGACGCCGAGCUCAACGACUUUCAACGCAACUGCUUCGACACGCCGUUGCAAGCACAGGAACUCGAGGGCAUCAAGGAUCUGGUCGUUCAGGCACCCGUGGCAGGCUUGCGGUACAACCACGAGAACGGCAGCAUGGCUGCCUCGAGCUCGAGCGCCAACGGCGACAUUCCCGCGAAUCAUCCACACUUGCGUGAGGGCGGCCUGACCAUGGCCGGCUUCCUCUAUCUCCAUACCCUCUUCAUUCAACGCGGACGACUCGAAACAACUUGGACCGUCUUGCGCACCUUUGGAUACGGCGCCGACCUCAGCCUCGAAGACGCGUUCGUCAAGCCGGCUUUCCCGGUACCACCAGAAUGCUCGGUCGAGCUCUCACCCAACGGGUACCAGUUCCUGACAGACAUUUUUGAGGUGCACGACAAGGAUCGAGAUGGCGCGCUCAGCGAAGAGGAGCUCGACAGUCUCUUCAUCACGGCACCAGACAAUCGACACCCUUGGCAGGGCACCGGAUUCCCUACUUCGACCAUCACUGACGAGCACGGCGCUGUCACGCUGCAAGGCUGGCUCGCGCAGUGGAGCAUGACCACUUUGCUCGAUCACCGAACCACACUUGCGUACCUGGCGUACUUGGGCUAUCCCUCUUUCCCAUUGGCAGGCUCCUCUGGCAGCUCAUCCAACAACGCGCCAAUACCGCUCACCCCUUCUGGACCACCUGGCUCGAGACCAUCACGGAAUCGCACACCAUGUCCGCGACCUACGACUCCAGCGUUGAAGCUGACACGGCCGCGCAAGACGGACAAGAAGAAAAAGGGAGCGAUACAAAGAAGCGUGUUCCUGGGUUUCGUGCUCGGCGCAGCAGGCAGCGGUAAGACAGCCAUCCUUCGCAAUAUGGUGGGCAAGCGCUUUGCCAACAAUUACGAGCCAACGCAAAAGAUGAUGAGUGUCGUCAGCACCGUCGAGCAAGCAGGCGCCGAGCGCUAUCUCGUUCUGCAAGAGUUUGGAUCGCGUUACGAGGCCGAGGUGCUCCGCAACACGGCCAAGCUUUCAGCCGCCGAUGUCAUCGUGUUUGUCUACGAUUCGAGCGACACCAACUCGUUUAGCUACAUCUCGAAUCUGCGGCAGCAAUACCCGCUCUUGCAGUCGAUGCCCUCGUUGUUCGUGGCAACCAAAGCGGAUCUGGAUCUGGCACAGCAGCGACACGAGGUGCAACCCGAUUCGUACUGCCGCAAGCUCGGGCUCAAGAUUCCAGGGCUGGGAGCAGGUCCCCUCAACAUCAGCAUCCGUGACGGACAGGUAGCGGAUCUGUACGGUCUCAUCUGUGCCAUCGCUGUCGAUCCCAAGGGCGCGGUGCAGGGCGGCAACGAUCGCAAUGCCCUCAGCUUUGGCACCAACCGCUGGCAGUUCUGGGGCUACAUUGGUCUGAUGGUGGUGGGCGGUGGAGGAGCCGUCUGGAUCUGCGCAAGGGUGCUCAAGGUACCGAUUGGAAGCACGCUUGGCUUUGGAAACAACGGCUUGUCGUCAGGCUGGUGGUCCUCAAGAGCUGAUGCUCGUGGUGCGGGCGCUGCCGAUGCUACCAAGAUCUCGGGAUGGUUCGACUGGAUCCGCUGGCAGGGAUCGUCGUCCUCCGCUCCCGUCCGCACUGAGCUCUGA